GGUUGGAUGAAUGAGAUGUUUUUGUACGACCCUGAGACCUAUCACCCGGCUCUCACCCACUCCGUGUUUGUGAUGUUAGAAGGUACAACAUUGAAACGCUGCUAUCCAAAAAUCAGCCUUCCCCGGAGGUCUAUCUAUGGGGAGGAGAUAGCAGAGACUGUCUUUGUCAGUCAUCAAACCAACAACUUGGCCAAUGCCCAGGUAUUUCUAUAUCCCGAUGGACUGGCAAACAAGAGACUUUGGAAUAAAAAAUAUCCAAUCUGCAUCCAGCUAUCUGAUCCUGACAAUACAGAAGUGGAGCAUGAAGAACCCGCAGACAGAGAAACUGAGAAUGGAGAGAAUCCGAGAAGAGAUCCAGACAGUUGUCAAAAGUCAAGUGGAGAGUGUAAGACAGGGACAUUAUAUCUGUUUGGAAGGACGGGGAGGGAGAAGGAAGAAUGGCAUCAACACCUGGUCAGGGCUUCUCAAGGGUCCAUGGCCGGAAAGGAAGAUGCCAACAGAGGUGAGAGCAAGACAGGGUCACUACCAAACCCCCUUUCCAGUCCAUGUAGUUGGGGAGGCACAAGCAACAGCAGCGUUGAGAGCACUGAGGACACUUCCCAUAUGUUCAAACCAAAGGACUUGGCAGGGAACGUCAGGCAGAAGAUCCUCUUGGACUAUGACACUUACAUGUCCAGGUUCAUCGCAACGGAGCCAACAAGCCCAGCCCAAAGCCCCCAACAGAGCACUGCAAGCAGCCCCACUCCAUCGAAAAAGCACCCUAUGGAACAGUCCCUCUCCAGUAACCUCAAUGUAUGCUGGAUCAAUGCCUUCAUUGGACGGAUAUUCUGGGACUUCUUGCGGGAGAAGUAUUGGGAAGAUGCAGUGGCCAAUAAAAUCCAGAAAAAGUUGACCAAAAUCAAGUUGCCAAAUUUUAUGAACGAGCUGACGCUGGCAGAACUGGAUAUGGGGACAUCACUCCCCCAAAUACUGUCCAUCUCCACCCCAAGCGUGAAUGAAAGAGGAUUGUGGGUGGAUAUGGAAGUGACCUACAGCGGAUCCUUACAGGUGACAUUAGAGACAAAAAUGAAUCUAUCCAGGCUAGGAAAGGAGACAACAAUGGAUGAGGGUGGAUCAAUUGAUAACAGGAGACUGGGGGCAAAGAGGCCAAGAUCCAAUAUCUUCACGGAUAGCGAUGAGGAGUCCUCUAGCGCCGGCUCAUCUGAAGAUGAGGAGAUCAUAGUCACCGAGACACCAGGAAACCUGGCAGACAGAGUCAUCCCCAAUAAUGCUGAAAGUUUUACAGGGGGUAACAGCACCAGUCGGCGGAUCCUUCGCUUUGUAGAUAAAAUUGCCAAGUCCCGAUAUUUCCAGAAAGCCACGGAGAAUGAGUAUAUCAAGAGGAAGAUAGAAGAGGUGUCCAACACCCCCCUGCUGCUGACGGUGGAACUGCAGGAGCUGGAGGGUACGCUGGCCGUGAACAUCCCCCCGCCACCUACUGACCGCAUCUGGUACAGCUUCCGAUCGCCACCACAAGUUGAGAUGAAGGUCCGACCGAAACUAGGAGAGAGGGAAGUGACGUUUAUACAUGUGACGGAGUGGAUAGAGAAGAAGCUGCAGGAUGAGUUCCAGAAAAUUUUAGUGAUGCCAAAUAUGGAUGACUUAUUAUUCCCGAUCAUGCAGUCAGGACUGGAUCCCACCAGGCCACCUCAGACUGACCAGUCCAUGCCAGUCCAGUUGUGAAUACAUUGGGUAACUAGACCCUGCAUGGUCCUACAGGCAAAUAAUAUCUGGAUAAAAACUGAAAUGCAUGACCUUCUGUAGGCCCCGGGGCCAGGAACUCAAAGUGGACGUAUUGGAGGAAGAUCCUUCCAUGAAAAGAGUCUCCCCAAUGUAUGACCUGCAAAUACUUUGGGGAGGAGACCCUCAGCCUGCUCUAUAGGUAACACUGUGGUGCUGGAUUGGACAUUGUGUGAUCUAGACAGCGGUGGCAGCCAUCAUGAUCUUAGAUUACAUUGGAGGAAUGUAGGCAACCACUCUCUUGUGUGCAGGACCCCGAUCUCCAAAAUACCCGGUAAAGUCAUGUGAUACGUCCAUCGAAACCAAUGGGUGCUUGUUGGUUUUACUGGAUGACUUCAGUCUUCUAGGGUGAAAGGUUCUCAGCUCAGGCUAAUAGAAGGCGGUGGGAUUUAAGGACUUGUAUUUGUAUAUGCAGAGUUCUAUAGAGCGUUCUAUAGAGAGCAUGACCCCCUACGGCAGUGUAAGAUUGAUUUUAUUGGGGCUCUUUCUAGAAUGUGUCCAUCGUUCCCCCAUCAGUUUCAUGAAAUGUUGGGCAGUGUUCACAUUUAGGGUCUAUUCACACGGCAGAGUUUCCGCUUGCGGAAUUCAACCCCAAAUGAAAUCCCAAUAGACUUCUAUGGGAUUCCGCACUUCCAUUCACACUUCGGAAUUUGCGCUUGCGGAAAUUCAGAAGUGUGAAUGGGAGUGCGGAAUCCCAUAGAAGUCUAUGGGUUUUAAAGGGGUACUCCGCCCCCUAGACAUCUUAUCCCUUAUCCAAGGGAUAGGGAAUAAGAUGUCCGAUCGUGGGGGUCCCGAAGGUGGGACACCCCAAAGCUCUAUGCAGCACCCAGCGUUCGUUUAGAACGUUGGAUGCCGGCGGCGGGGGUUGUGACAUCACGACCACACCCCUAGUGACGUCACACCACGUGCCCUCACAUAGACUUGCAUUGAGGGGUCGUGGUGUGACGUCACGAGGGGCGUAGUAGUGAGGUCACGACACCCGCUACCCGCUCCAAGCGUUCUGUACAAAAUGUUCUCAACCAUGGGGCUGCAGAGUACCCCUUUAAUUUGAGGCGGAGUUCCGCAAGCGGAAAUUCAGAAGUGUGAAUGGGAGUGCGGAAUCCCAUAGAAGUCUAUGGGCUUUAAAGGGGUACUCCGCCCCUAGAUGUCUGAUCGUGGGGGUCCCAAGCCCCCUCAAUGCAAGUCUAUGGGAGGGGGCGUAUCAGUUGCCAUGCCCCCUCCGAUAGCCUUGCAUUGAGGGGGUGUGGUGUGACAUCACGAGGGGUGUAGUCGUGAUGUCACGACACCCGCUGCCCGCUCCAAGCGUUCAGAACAAAAUGUUCCCAACCAUGGGGCAGCGGAGUACCCCUUAAAUUUGAGGUGGAGUUCCGCAAACGGAAAUUUAGAAGUGUGAAUGGGAGUGCAGAAUCCCAUAGAAGUCUAUGGGCUUUAAUUUGAGGCGGAAUUCCGCAUGCGGAAACUCUGCCAUAUGAAUAGACCCUAAGGGUCCUGGAUGUCUGUGUUUUUUUUUUCUUACACUGUAGGUCCAUCCCACAGAACGGCUACCUCCAUUGCGUGUUUCGCAGAUGUCAACAUUAACCUGAUUUUGGGACCGCGAGUGAUAGGGAGCUCAAGCAAUAAAAUUUAAUUUUGUCCAAUG
This is a messenger RNA of Hyla sarda, 3418 nucleotides long. RefSeq names its product testis-expressed protein 2-like. The record is from RefSeq and is a predicted model, not a curated record. Gene Ontology annotation, cellular component: endoplasmic reticulum. Lineage: Eukaryota; Metazoa; Chordata; Amphibia; Anura; Hylidae. Gene Ontology annotation, molecular function: lipid binding.